This is a messenger RNA of Leptosomus discolor (cuckoo roller), 731 nucleotides long. The record is from RefSeq and is a predicted model, not a curated record. NCBI's taxonomy places the organism in Eukaryota, Metazoa, Chordata, Aves, Leptosomiformes, Leptosomidae.
CGCCGAAGGGUUUGGCUACAGCACACCGACGUGCACCCCACGCAGCAGGGGCAGGUUUCACCAGCUCUUUGUCUGUACCUUCCCGGUCCGUAAACGGGGGCAAAACACUUCAGUCACAAGGCGCAGUGAACAUCAGUUUGUUCGUACUUGGUGGGCCUGGCUCUGGCAAAGGUAGCCAAUGCGAAUGGUUAGCCAAGAAAUACGGAUUUACUCACCUGUCUGCUGGUGACCUUCUCCAAAAUGAGUUAUCGUCAUUUUCAGAGAGAAGCACGUUGAUCAAAGACGUCGUGGAAUGCGGUGAACCAGUGCCUGGUGGUAUUGUCCUAGAGCUGCUGAAGGAAGCCAUGGUUUCCAAGCUAGGGGACACAAAAGGGUUCCUGAUCGACGGGUAUCCUCGGGAGCUGAAAGAAGCAGAAGAGUUUGAGAGCAAGAUUGGAGAACCAAAACUUGUGUUCUGCUUGGACUGCUCUGCAGAAACCAUGAGCAGUCGCCUUCUGAUGAGGGAUGAGAGCAGCCAGCGCUCCGAUAACGCCGAAACCAUCAAGGAAGGAAUCGAAAGCUAUUACCAAGCAUCAAAGCCUGUGAUUGCAUACUAUGAAAGGAAAGCACAGUUAUGCAAGGUUGAUGCAGAAGGAACACAGGAGGAUGUUUUUCUGGAAGUCUGCAAGACAAUUGACUCUUUUCUCGAAAAGGAAGAGGCAGCAUUUUCUUUUUCAACAGAAACGCAGUAG